Molecule: messenger RNA, 1635 nt
Organism: Uranotaenia lowii
Lineage: Eukaryota; Metazoa; Arthropoda; Insecta; Diptera; Culicidae
Exons: 1
Coding region: 1-1635 (544 amino acids)
Source: RefSeq, a predicted model, not a curated record
AUGUUCCAUCAAAUCCAGAUACGCCCGGAAGAUAAAAACUCACAAAGAUUCCUGUGGCGAUCAGACCCUACACAAAAUCCUGAAGUCUACCUAAUGGACGUAGCGACCUUCGGAUCUACCUGCUCACCAGCUUCCGCGCAGUUCGUGAAAAACUUAAAUGCAGAGCAACACGCCUCGAAAUACCCAGACGCAGCUAAAUCAAUCAUCAAUCGAUACUAUGUCGAUGAUUACUUCGAGAGUUUCGAUGACGAAAGCGAGGCCAAAAGAAUCGCAGUAGAUGUUAGAACUAUACAGAAACAAGCCGGCUUCACCCUUCACAACUGGAGGUCUAAUAGUAUUGAAGUACUUAAUCACCUUGAAGUUCUGCCAAAUCCAACCGCGAAGGAACUUAAACUGGUGGACGGAGAAAAGUUGGAGCGUGUCCUAGGAAUGCUCUGGAACCCAGUCACCGACGAGCUAGGAUUCUCUACCCUGAUGAGAAGUGAUGUACAAGAUCUGCUGCGGUCUGAGAGCAGGCCUACCAAACGACAGAUAUUACGAUGCGUCAUGUCUCUCUUCGAUCCCCUUGGCAUUCUUGCGCCAUUUAUUAUUCAUGGAAAAGUGUUGAUUCAAGACCUAUGGCGUUCUGGAAUCAGUUGGGAUGACCAGGUUGGAGACCCAAUAUUUACACGCUGGAACGAGUGGGCGAAAAUGAUAGAAUUUAUUCAAACCAUUCGAGUGCCUCGUAGUUACUUUGUCAAUGCUACGAAGCUCACCUAUAAAAAUACGGAACUACAUGUUUUUGUAGACGCAUCCGAAGUCGCGUACUCCUGCGUGGCUUAUUUCCGAGUGGUUCAAGAUGAGGGAUCGAUGGACCUUGCAUUAAUUUCGGGAAAAUCGAAGGUAGCCCCUUUAAAACCCCUGUCCAUACCAAGACUCGAGCUUCAGAGCUGUCUCUUAGGAGCUCAGCUACUUAGUCUAAUAAAAAAGGAACACGAGAUUGAUAUUUCCCGUACAAUUCUCUGGACCGAUUCAAGAACUGCACUUUCCUGGAUACAUUCCGAUCCCCGAAACUACCGCCCUUUCGUAGCUCAUCGAGUUAGUGAGAUUUUAGAAUUUACAACACCAGCCAACUGGCGAUGGGUGCCUUCGAAAGCGAAUCCGGCAGACGAAGCAACCAAAUGGGGAUGUGGACCCUACUUUACGAAUAAUUCAAAUUGGUUCAGUGGACCUAACUUUCUCCGGCAGCCGGAAUCUCAUUGGCCAAGUAUAGCAGGGAAAGUAACAAGUACUGAAGAAGAAUUACGAAAUUCGGUUUUACUGCACAUAACGACGUAUGAACCUUUAAUUUCCUAUGAAAGAUUCUCCCGUUGGGAACGCCUUCAUCGAUCAAUGGCCUACGUUUUACGUUUCGCUCAUCACCGCAGGAGCUCUACUAAAUUGUCGGAUCCUUUGGAACAAACGGAUUUACUAGCCGCAUCACAUCAGAUAUUUAAACAAGUCCAACUCGAAGUGUACCCUCAAGAAGUAGCAACCUUGAAAGAAAACAGUGAAGGAACGUUCGAAUCAAGUAGCCUCUUCGGAAGUAUGUACCGUUCCUCGAUGAAGAAGGUCUACUCAGAGAAAACAGUCGAAUCCGGAAUUCCGAGACAGUAG